GAGGGUGUGGGUUGUGUGGGUUGGUGUGGGUGGAAUGAGGGUGUGGGUGUGGGAUGGGCGUACUACUUUCACCAACAUUUCGGCCGGGCGUCAGUUGUAUUACGUCCCACUGUCCCAGCGUGAUACUCUCAGCCUUUUCCUUGAGCGUCCCAGCCAGUGGUCGGUGGAGCCAAGGCGGCACACGGCGAGGACAAACCAUCCCAGAAGGGAACAACGUUGAUAACCUGCACGUUCCUGCUAAAUAUUGUUCAUUUACAUUAAAAUGACUCAGCAAAAGAAAAUGAAGAAGGCUAAAUGCUGCGGGUGCUUCGCCUGGCUCUUCGCCAGGUGGGCACGCCGCAGCCCCCCCGAGGACCUCGACUCCACCGUCGAGGACACCAAAAACGCCCAGGACGAUGCAGGUGAACGGGGCCAAGGGUCCCUGAGCCUGGUCUGCCUGGAGAACGCUGCUCAGCCUCUCUCUGUGGUGGAGGAGGAACUCCCCUCCGACACCCAGGAUGCUGAUGGGGUCGUGGAAGAGGCAGGAAAGGAGAGCCAUGGCAGGAAGCCUGAAACUCUCGUCAUCACUAUCCACUUGGUCAAGAGAGAAAGGGUCGACAAGCCAGUGGACAAAAAUACAGUCGCAGAAAAAGACUGGAAGCAAAAGGAAGGCCAUGGCAGGAAGCCUGAAACUCUCGUCAUCACCAUUCACUUGGUCAAGAGAGAAAGGGUCGACAAGCCAGUGGACGAAAAUACAGUCGCAGAAAAAGACUGGAAGCAAAAGGAAGGCCAUGGCAGGAGGCCUGAAACUCUCGUCAUCACUAUCCACUUGGUCAAGAGAGAAAGGGUCGACAAGCCAGUGGACGAAAAUACAGUCGCAGAAAAAGACUGGAAGCAAAAGGAAAGCCAUGGCAGGAGGCCUGAAACUCUCGUCAUCACUAUCCACUUGGUCAAGAGAGAAAGGGUCGACAAGCCAGUGGACAAAAAUACAGUCGCAGAAAAAGACUGGAAGCAAAAGGAAGGCCAUGGCAGGAGGCCUGAAACCCUGAUCAUUACUCUGCACAUGGUCAAGAGAGAAAAGAUCAAAGAGGUGUACGAGGAGCUGCCCUCCGAGCAUCACGGCACUGCUGGGGACGCUCCCUCCUGCAGGAGCAAGGCUGUCACCGGGCCACCAGAGAAGACGCCCCUCAAGAGCAGCUUCAGAAAGCACGAUGCACCUCCAAACCCCGCCAAGAAAGUUGUCAGGUUCAGCUUCCAAAACCUGAACACUUUCGUCAAAGAUCGAGAACUGUACUGCGGCUACGACUACUUCAAGUACGGCUUCCCUCUCUCCAUGAUUCGAUCUGAGCUGGAAAGAACAGUGAAGCCACAGGAAGAGCCAGCAAAGGAAGCAGUGAACAAACUGCCAGAGCCUCAGAAAACAACAGUAACAAAGAAAACAACAGAUUCAGACAACAAAACCACUGAGCCACAACAUCUCACAGGGAUCCUCAAGAAAGGAAAGACGGCCAGCACCGCUCAUAAAUGUCUCCGCUUUAACUUCCAAAACCUGAACACUUUCGUCAAGGAUCGUGAACUGUACUGUGGCUACGACUACUUCAAGUACGGCUUCCCUCUCUCCAUGAUUCGUUCUGAGCUGCAAAAGCCAAAGGAGAGAACAGUGAAGUCACAGGAAGGGUCACUACAACAGCAAACAGUUAGGGAAGCUCGCUGUGCACCGAUGAAUACCACUACUGAAGGGAAGUCUCCUAAAGGUAUUCUUAAGAAAGAAAAGAUGACAGGGUCCACCUGUCCAAAACACGUGCGCUUCAACCUUGGUAACCUCCGCGCCCCCGUUAAGGAACGUGAGCUGUACCGUGGCCACGACUACUUCAGAUACGCCGAGCCGCUCCAAGUCACUCAGUCUCCCAACGUCGCCUCGAGGCCCCACCAGCAGCCCGUUAGAUCCGCCUCUAACUCGCUGCGCGGCGCACCUCGGCACCUCGGGAGGCCGAGGACACAGCGGAGCAACGACUCCUUCCAGCAAAACAGUGGCCGGAAUGCUGCACACAACUACACCAACAACCGCCACUCACAGCACCGCCAUCACAACUCCAGCAGCCACGUCUCGCCCAGAUACGAAACAAGGUAUUUCUACGAAGGGCAGACAAACCCAGGCACCAACUCCCGCAGCAGAAGUCGUGUCAAGAGAGGCGCCAAGCCGAGUGAAGGCGAUGUUCUGGGAGCACAGGGCGAGUACACAGCGUCGUGAUCAAACUCAAAUGUUCAGCGACGUACAGUUGACGUACAUUGCGGGUGCAUUUCUCAAUACCCGCUGAACAGUAACUGUCGUUGAUUGGUGAUAACAGUGACUGAGGAGUGCCAAGAAGCACCACAAACACGCUGCGAGGAACGGCUCGCCAGCUGACUAAAAUCACCGUGCAGAGGAACACGUCCCAGGGAACGGUGGCACUUUACGGAACACAUUGUUCAAGAGUGUCGCAUCUGUGGGGAGUGUUGCGAUGCAUGGGUGUGCUUACAUUUCUUAUCUUAUAUUUCAAA
Messenger RNA from Eriocheir sinensis (Chinese mitten crab), 2520 nucleotides. RefSeq lists its product as uncharacterized. The record is from RefSeq and is a predicted model, not a curated record. The transcript has 2 exons. Lineage: Eukaryota; Metazoa; Arthropoda; Malacostraca; Decapoda; Varunidae. The coding region runs from base 263 to 2230 and encodes 655 amino acids.